Messenger RNA from Rotaria sordida, 210 nucleotides. The record is from the annotation of a GenBank genome assembly. NCBI's taxonomy places the organism in Eukaryota, Metazoa, Rotifera, Eurotatoria, Philodinida, Philodinidae.
AUGAUCCGCCUGGGUGAUAAAGCACGUACAGCUAUACUUCAAUCUACAGUAAAAGAAUUACCAGCAGGUGCUGAUUUAAAUGUGUUAUGCAAUCAAACAAAAAAUUUAACUGGUCAACUUCUGACAACAAUUGGUCAACAAGCUCAUAAAUCAGCUGUACAAGAAACAAUUAAAGAAAAAAAGAAAAAAAGCACAAACAAUGGAUAUUGA